This is a messenger RNA of Amphibalanus amphitrite, 1932 nucleotides long. RefSeq names its product ras association domain-containing protein 10-like. Gene Ontology annotation, biological process: signal transduction. The coding region runs from base 402 to 1676 and encodes 424 amino acids. The record is from RefSeq and is a predicted model, not a curated record. Lineage: Eukaryota; Metazoa; Arthropoda; Thecostraca; Balanomorpha; Balanidae. The transcript is spliced from 3 exons.
UCACAAGUGGCGUGUAAGGUAGAGACGAUCGAUUGUGGUUCAGUCAAGUCAAGCUGGGACAGUGCUGUGAUCAGACGAUCCUGUAGGUACUACUGUUAUCUGUGGACGAUCUUAUGACGAAGAAAGUUUUACGACGGAGUUUUUACGUGAUUUAUCAAGCUGAAGACAAAUUGGAAGUGUUCAUGAACUUCUUGAAAGCAUCCUCAAAGUUGCUGGUGGACUCGGCACUGCGGGUCACUGGAGGCUCGGCCGCUGAGGAACGUCCGGUCACCCUCUCCGAGUGUCACGAUAGUCAUCUCACCGGCCACUGUCCGCCCAGCGGGACGCCGCCGUGAGAGCAAUGAGAGCCGGUGGAACUGGGACGGACCGCGACGGACUGGUGUGCCGUCCACUGACCACCGAUGACGAUGACCUCCGAGGUGCCGGUGUGGGUGGACGGCGUGGAGAAGUGGGUGACCGGCGUCGGCCGGAGGACCACCUGCGCCGACCUGGUGCACGCGCUCCUCUCGGCCGAGCGGCGCCAGACGCCCUCCGAGCACGAGGUGCGAGCGCACGCCAUCGUCGAGCGCUGGAGACAGGUGGAGCGGCCGCUCGACCCCGCCGCGCGCAUCCAGAAGGUCUGGAGGACAUGGGGCGAGGACACGGCAGAGGUGCGGUUCACGCUGAAGCGGGUCGGCCCGCAGACGCCCAAGGAGGUGAAGGCGCCGCGGCGCCGGCAGCGGCACCGGUGGCGCAGCUCCAGCAGCCUGGAGGCCGUGCACCCGCGGAAACUGGGCGCAGAGCCGGACACCGUGCUGCGAGGGGACGUGGUCGAGCGGCUGAUGCAGACCAUCCUCGUCCAGGGAGAGACGAUCGCUGCCCAGCUGCGACGGCUGCACGAGCGAGAGGACCUCAUCGGCUACUACGAGCACAAGAUGCACCGGAUGAGGGAGGACGAGCACGGGGCGGACUACCUGUUACGGACCUACCUCCGCGACGGCGAGCCGGCGGAGGCUGAAAAGGCGAGCCACGACAGCGGCGUGGGUACCGAGCUGGGCGCCGACGCGCCGGAGUCGCCGCGCCGGGACGUCAGCGAGGAGGAGGCCGUCUCGGACCUGCGGCAGACGCUGAUGUACCUGGAGCGGAUCGUCGAGCUCAACAGCCGCAUCGCCGAGCAGGAGGAGGCGGCGCUGCGACUGGGCCACCGGACGCGCCGCGCGGCCGCCCCCACCGCCGAGCCGGCCGGCGAACUGACGGCGGCGCGAGCCGAGGUGGCGCGCCUCGCCGCCGUCUGCGCGCAACAGACGGCCGAGAUCGAGCGCAACGAGCGCGCGCUCACCGAGUGUGAACGGCUGCUGACGGAGCGGCGCCACCGGCUACUGCAGCUCGAACGGGAGCUGGACGACGCCGACGGCGAGACGAGCCGGCUGCUGGCGGCGCGGCUGGCCGUGGCCGCGCAGCCGGGUCACCAGCUGCCGCCGCCGCCGGGUCACCAGCUGCCGCCGCCGCCGGCCGAGCCGCGCUGGACCAGCCCCUCGCUGCCCCCGCCGCCCGCGCACACACCGGCGCCGGCGACCGGGACGCACAAGGACACGUCGGGCGGGGACGGUGACUCCAACUCGGACACGGGACUGAGCUCGCUGCACAGCAGCAGUGACGAGGCCGCCGCUGGGUACGUGCUCGACACGCUAGUGUGACGCGCCGUGACGCUCGUGCGGCGCUGCGUGACGUCUGCGUGACGCUCUGUGAUGCGCGUGCGGCUUCCCCUCGCCAGGGCAUUGUGAAGCGGGACGGAGGGGGCUCUCGGGUGGUCGGCACUGCAGCGAAGGCGACGCUCCAGAUCAAUGCUCAACGCUGGAAGUGCUCGAACGUACAACUUACGGUCUGCCGAUGUGUCUUUGCACUAUAUGUUUGUCGUGAAAUGUGAAAAUAUAUUGAUCACUGCGUGUCCCA